Molecule: messenger RNA, 912 nt
Organism: Prunus armeniaca (apricot)
Lineage: Eukaryota; Viridiplantae; Streptophyta; Magnoliopsida; Rosales; Rosaceae
Source: the annotation of a GenBank genome assembly
AUGGAUAACCGUGGCAAGACUAUCUUUUCCUUUAUGUUUGAUGAUGAUUUAGAUGAUGAAGAACAUCAUCAGAGAGUGAUUGAAGUCAUUGUCCACCAUACUUCACAAGAGAAUGAAGCCAACAAACAUGGUGGGUCGGUAGUCGGUCGUGUGUACAAGAACCGUGAGAGGGAAGAUCGUCAUCGCAAUUUCAUGUCCGACUACUUCGUUGAAAGGCCACAUUUUAAUGCUACCGACUUUCACGGGCUCGGCCGACAAGGGCUAUUCCCUGAGCAAAAGUUAACCGCUGUCUUUUGUAUGCUCACAUGGGGAUGCUCAGCUGACGCAACCGACGAGUACUGUAUAUUUAGUGAAAGCAUAGCUCUUGAGUCACUCCGAAAGUUUUGUUGCGCUGUUGAAGCCGUGUAUGGUCAAUGGUACCUCAGGUCUCCAAAUCCAGCUGACCUUUACAAGCUAUUGCACAAGGCAAGCAGUCGAGGCUUCCCAUGCAUGUUAGGAAGUCUUGACUGCAUGCACUGGGAAUGGAAUAAUUGCCCAUCUUCUUGUGCAAACCAGUUUACCGGUCACAAAAAAAAACCCACUGUUGUGCUAGAGGCUGUGGCCUUGUACGACACAUGGAUAUGGCAUGCCUUUUUUGGAGCCACUGGAUCCAACAAUGAUAUCAACAUUUUAGCUCGUUCUCCAUUGUUCAAUGAUGUGGUAUAUGGAGUGGCUCAUCAUGUUGAAUAUAUUAUCAAUGGAAAUCAAUAUCAUUUGGGCUACUAUUUGGCAGAUGGGAUCUACCCUCGUUGGGCUACUUUGGUGAAGACCAUAUCUUCUCCUGAUAACCCAAAGAAUAGGCUUUUUGCACAAAUGCAAGAAGCGUACAGGAAGGAUGUUGAAAGAGCAUUUGGAAUACUACAGGCUCGAUAG